AUGUUCAGGUGGGAGUCACUAUUGUGAUACUAGCCUUCCCUGGCUGUGUUGCCUACACCAGGUGUUGUGUGUGUUCUACCAGUCCCUGCUGGGUGUCUACUAGCCUCUGGCGGACGUUUACCAGCCCCUGGUUGACGCCUACCAGUCCCUGGCGGACGUUUACCAGCCCCUGGUGAACGCCUACCAGUCCCUGGCGGACGUUUACCAGCCCCUGGUGAACGCCUAGCAGUCCCUGGUUGACGCCUAGCAGUCCCUGGUGGAUGUUUACCAGCCCCUGGCACACGCAUACCAGCCCCUGGCGGACGCUUAUCAGCCCCUGGUGGACACCUACUAGCCCCUGGUGGACGUCUACCAGUCCCUGGCGGACGACAAACAACGCUACACCAAGUAAGAGAAGAACAGCAGGAAAGGUCAGCACUCCUCCUCGUCCCACUCUGUGAAACGUGUUGGCAUUCCCGUGCCUAGUGUUGGAGUGUAUGGAGGUGCAGGAGGAAUUACCAGUGCCAGACCCACUGACAAUCAGAGUGCAGCCGGCCAGCAAGUUCCAAGGACCCCCAGAUGCAUAUCAAAAUUUAUCUAGACCCCGGGGUGCUGUCUUCAUCGCAAACUUUAGAAACUUUCAUGAAGAGAAAUUGAAGACUCGUGAGGGGUCUGAAGUUGAUGUACAACAUUACCACGAGUUGUUCAGACAAAUGGGCUACGAAAGGAUUGGGGACCUCAACAAUGCCUCCAAGGCUGAAACAAUGGCAGCUUUAAGGAGUUUCAGAGAGAAUGAAAUACAUAAUGGAGUAGACUCCCUCGUUGUUAUCUUCAUGAGCCACGGAGAGGGAGAAGAGACCUUGCACACCGCAGACGGACAGCUUAUCAGGUGUGAGGAAAUCUACAACAUGUUUAGCAAUACCAACUGUAAAGCCUUAUCUGGGAAGCCUAAAAUCUUUAUAUUUCAGUUUUGCAGAGGAAAUGAUGAGCAUUUAGUAGUCUGUAAUGUGGAAGAGGACACUCGUAUUCCGGAUAGCUCGCCAGGUGCAUUGCAACCACUGAAAAGAAAAAUGAGAAGUGAGAAAAAAAUGUCUGAUAUAUUUAUUUGCUUCUCAACACUGCCAGGUUUCGUGACAUACAGGCAUAAGGAACGUGGUUCGCCUUACACUGAUUGUGUAUGUCGAAUCUUCAUGGAUCAUGCCAAGGACGAUGCUCUUAACGCACUCAUGAGAAGAGUAAAUAGGCAACAUCCAAAGGCAAUAACUGGAGAGGUGAGGGAAUUGGGAGUCACUCAAUAUUUCUUUUUCAACCCAGAAAACAUCCAAGACAGACAUAGUAAAAGUGUUUCAUCUGCAUUGCCGUCAGAGGAUCCUCCUUGUGUUAAGAAAAACGAGGACACUUACGCCAAUUUUAGCACUUAUCAAGGACUCGUUCUAAUUGUCAAUAAUCUUCCAGGAUGCCAAGACGAUGUCAUAAAGAUUUGUCAUCUUUUCAGCACUCUCGGCUACACAGUGCUCCAACCACUCUCAAAUUUGACACAUGCAGAUCUGAUGAAAGAAUUUGAAGACUUUAAACAGAAGGAUCAUGGAGAUUCGGCAAUAGUUAUAUUUUACGGGGAUGGUUUCGAGGACUGUCUUGUUUCAACAGAUGGAAAAGUAUUAACGUUUCAGAUGCUCACGAAGACAUUUAGCAAUGUUAACUGCCCCAAACUGGCUACGAAACCUAAAGUUUUUAUUCUUAACACUUGCUUUUACGAUGGAGAGAUGCCUGAUGAGGAAGUUGUAAAGGACCCGGAUAACGAGCAGGACGGAGAUUUCCCCCAUGAAGAAAAAACUCCAAACUGUAAUGCUGCAGAGUUAGGAACUCCCACCCAACCAACAAAGAGUAAUGUAGAGAGCAAAUGGAGUUUAGAUGCUGGUAAGGUAGAGAUAAGGGCAACUUGUGGCGAGGAAAUGCCGGAUGAGAGCGACAUGUUACUGUUCAGUGUCGAGGUAGAUGGAGGCCGCUGCGACAGAGGAUCGCUACUGACCGAAGCCUUGUACCAGAUCCUCACGUCAGACGACAGCUCCAAGGAAUUAUCUACACUCCUCCUCCUAGUGACUCGCAGACUAAAACUGUUGCAGGGCAACAAUAGAGAGAACUAUUUUCCUGAGACGAGGAACAUCAGGUUUCAACGAAACUUCUACUUUAUUCCUUCCAAACCAAACACUCAACCAACUCCUGGAACACCUGAUGUUUCUGUUUACGACAAGGUUUCCAAAAUUCACAGAAGUUCAUCAUGCCCUUUCCCCAAAAAUACAAUAAAAUAGGUAAAAAU
Procambarus clarkii (red swamp crayfish) is the source of this 2296-nucleotide messenger RNA. RefSeq lists its product as uncharacterized. NCBI's taxonomy places the organism in Eukaryota, Metazoa, Arthropoda, Malacostraca, Decapoda, Cambaridae. Gene Ontology annotation, molecular function: cysteine-type endopeptidase activity. Gene Ontology annotation, biological process: proteolysis. The record is from RefSeq and is a predicted model, not a curated record.